CGGUGCUCCGGCAUGGUGGAGGAGUUCGUGGCGGAGAGCUGCAGCGCGAUCAAGGCGCGGCACGACAAGACGGGCGACGAGCUGGCGGAGCUGCGGCUGCAGGUGCACCAGGAGUACCUGGAGGGGUUCCGGCGGCUGUACAAGAAUCUCGGGCAGCUUGGGUACCAGAAGGAAAAGCGUCUGGAAGAAAAUGACCGCCAGAUCCGGAAGUCCCACAUUCAGCUGGAGUUCCCGAUCGAGAAGGUCGACCCGAACGCGAAGAAGCACUCCGACUUGAAGAAGGAGCUGUACAAGCUGCGCGCGCAGGUGGAAGAAGAGCUGGAGAUGCUGAAGGACAAGAUGGCGCAGGCGCUGGAGAUGUUCGGCCCGACGGAGGACGCGCUGCACCAAGCGGGCAUCGAGUUCGUGCACCCCGCGGAGGAGGUGGAGGACGGCAACCUGAACCGCCGCAGCAAGAUCGUGGAGUACCGCGCGCACCUUGCGAAGCAGGAGGAGGUGAAGAUCGCCGCGGAGCGCGAGGAGCUGAAGCGCACGAAGGUGCUGCAGGCCCAGCAGUACCGCGGCAAGACGGUGCAACAGAUCACCGAGUAG
Messenger RNA from Leishmania mexicana MHOM/GT/2001/U1103, 591 nucleotides. RefSeq names its product paraflagellar rod protein 2C. The record is from RefSeq and is a predicted model, not a curated record. NCBI's taxonomy places the organism in Eukaryota, Euglenozoa, Kinetoplastea, Trypanosomatida, Trypanosomatidae. Gene Ontology annotation, cellular component: motile cilium. The annotation marks the transcript as partial. The transcript has a single exon. Gene Ontology annotation, molecular function: calmodulin binding.